Molecule: messenger RNA, 686 nt
Organism: Mytilinidion resinicola
Lineage: Eukaryota; Fungi; Ascomycota; Dothideomycetes; Mytilinidiales; Mytilinidiaceae
Exons: 2
Coding region: 131-499 (122 amino acids)
Source: RefSeq, a predicted model, not a curated record
AUGGUUUCGGUCUCAAACCGGACGUGCUGAAUCGUGGCACCUGACUAUUCGAAGAUUUUUACGGUUCACAGAAAGCACAAACAUCGGCUCAUAUCGCAUUCCACGAAGCUGGCUGUGUUCCUUAGCCUCAAUGUCAGCGUCAAUCCAAUUGUCCCGUCUUUCCUCAAUGAUGAGCUUUCCCGGAUCAUACCCAAUCCUUUCUUUGGCGCUACUAGUUCUUGAAUGGCGUACUGGAUAUACUGUAAGCCUUGCAUCCCGCAACGGGAAAAACACAGAACUUUACCACACUCGUACUGCCUUAAUGUCCCUGAGUCCCUAUUCCGAGCGUUGUCACAAAGUGUUUCAAUAUGCCGGCAUACUCAGUACCUGGCCAGUUAUGCGUAUGUACGCCGGAAUCCGUCGCCUACACUCACUGCACUCACCAUGCUUUAAGCUCUUUGAGACGUAUCCCAACACCUUCCAGUUGAUACUAUGCUGCCGCUGUGCCUGCUGCCUCUGACCCUCCUGUAGACCCGUCGACAUACAGACUGGGAAUCUGAGAGUCGGCCAGGAGAUGUUAUGCAGCGUGUUGUGUGUUGGAUUGCAUGGUGAUUGAUUUUCCAAAUGGACAAUUUUCUGAGAUUCAUAUACUACUAUCAUAUUUUCAAGUACUCUCAUUCCUAAUGCUCGCUGACGUUGAAGAGUUG